Molecule: messenger RNA, 854 nt
Organism: Drosophila innubila
Lineage: Eukaryota; Metazoa; Arthropoda; Insecta; Diptera; Drosophilidae
Product: antigen 5 like allergen Cul n 1
Exons: 3
Coding region: 31-771 (246 amino acids)
Source: RefSeq, a predicted model, not a curated record
AGUCCUAAAUCUAACUACAGCCUCUUGCCAAUGUUGCUCCUGCUUUUUGUGCUCAUUCCUUGCGCUGUGGCACAAAACUACUGCGAUCCAGCUCUGUGUCCGGGCGGACUGCGUCAUGUGGUCUGCGGCAAUAGCGGCCGUUUUGUCAGUGGUUGCAGUGGGGAAUUUGUGCCGAUUGAUGGCCAUAUACCGCUGAUACUGCAGCUGCACAAUGAGAAGCGCAAUCUUGUGGCUGGCGGCGGUUUGACCGGGUUUCCCAGUGCUCUACAUAUGGCCACAAUGACCUGGGACUCGACACUGGCACAGUUGGCGGCCUACAACACACUGCAAUGUCGGAUGGCCCAUGAUGAAUGCCGGAAUACGCAGACCUAUCGCUAUUCCGGGCAGAAUCUGAGCGUACUCUACACCCGUAGUGGGGAUAUAUCCGAAUAUCUGCGUCAGCGUAUUCAGGGAUGGUUCGAUGAAUAUCGCUAUGCGACUAGUGCCGAUAUGGAGGUUUAUAGGCCACGAGGAGGACCCGCAAUCGGACACUUUACCACCAUGAUGAAUGAGCGUAAUAAUCGCAUAGGUUGCGCUAUCACCCGAUACACGGACUCGGGAGGAGUGAGUGCCACACUCCUGGCCUGCAACUAUGCGGUGACAAAUGUCCAGAAUAAUCCCAUCUAUAGGGCUGGUUCACCUGCCUCCGAGUGCAUCAGAGGUCGCAAUCCAAAUUAUUCCAAUUUGUGUGCGGAUAAUGAAGUCUACAGUUAUAAUACCUGGGCCGGUUAAAUCAUUAGUGAUAUAUUUCAGUUUUAAACUCGAUUUCCCCUGCAUGAAAAGUUCCCAUUAAAAUAAACCAUUAUUAUAUUUAA